GACAACCCUUCGGCAGGCCAGGCAAAUGAAUAUCCCGACUCCCGCACAGCCAGUCAUUUCGGCUUCCAGGCUCGGCUUUUCGCGGCGCUGGCUGGCUCGCGUAUCUUGCUGGCCUCGCCGUGCGUAAUCGCCUCUCACCUCGCCUCUCGCGUCUUGACUCCUGCGUCUUCACACUCGAACCAGGGCAAUGGGGAGGCUAGCCCAAACCCUGGACUCGCUGCGUCUGCAGGACGGACAACCCGACGUUGAAGCUCGAAGCAGAGAAUUGGACAGCUUGUUGCGGCACCUGACUUCUUCUGAGAUUCGCCGUCUGAAAAUCGAGCUAAACACCUCCUCGAACGACAUAUGCUUGGAGCUCCCACUAGAGCUCCUUCUUUGUAUUACACAGCAUCUCGACCUGGAAGAGGUAGUUUCACUACGUUCUGUAUCUCGCAAAUGGAACGAGACAUUUUCCAGCGCCGAAUUCUGUCUUGGGAUAAUAAAAAGGCACUUCCGACCCAUUUGGGAGGAGCAUUACAAUUUAAAUACCGACCGGAAACUUCUCGAGAAAGAAUCUCUCAUGAAAUGGCUACCUGGAGCGAUAAGAAACAGGAUCAGGAGGCAACAUGGUCGAUAUCAAUCAAUGUCGAUCUUGCCUCGAGACGGCCGUAUGACCUCGGACUGGUCCGACUGGCAGUACAAAAAUGGAAGGAUAGCCUACAGAGUCAGUCGCAGCGCCAUAUCUGUGAGAGAUAUUCGGACAAAUUUGACAGCCACAUAUAUGGACGGGAAUCGACUGAAUUUGGAAAGCUGGCACCUCUCUGAUGAGGUUUUAUUGGCUGCGAAGAAAGGCCCCAUUUCUCUCAGCGCAUGGCCGUUAGCUUAUCCCCAGACUAUGAGUCACGGCAGCAUAAGGCUUCCAGCACCAGCUGUACGGAUUUCAGCUCACAAGAAUCAGGUAGGCAUUGUUACCACAGCACACCAGGUCCUCAUUUGGUCCAUUGGAGGGGCUUUGAUAUCAGUGGAUACUUCAGCAGUACACGAAUACCUCCCAGGCUUCACCAUAAGACAAGGAUUGGUUGUGCUUCAUCCGCUCGAGCAGAGUUGUUUCUAUGUCAUCUACGAGGCUUGGCCAAAGCAUUUCACUAGCACCAAUGUGCAUACGCGCAGAGUCGUUGCACAAGAGUUCAUGGGAGGAAAGCCAACCAAGAUCAAAUUACUAGAUCUACAUCUAUCCAGAGCCGAAUCACUCGAUCUCACGGGACCUCUUCACGACGGCGUUGUCGGAAUCCACAAGAGCUUCCAAGCGCAACUUUCGACAACAUCCGAAUCGGAUACCGGUGAAUACCAAAGAAACGGCAGAUCAGGGCAGACCGAAACAAAUGACAUCCACCCUACAGUUUUCACGAUGGCGACCUUCGAUAUCUACCAGGGCAGAUUUGCCCUGGAGGAUUACUGCGUAUCACAUCACCAUUCCGAGGAAUUUCUGAGGUCGGCGUUCUAUUGGCGAAAUCAGGUAUUUGUACCGGUAUAUGGAAAGCCCUCAGAAGCCAAGAACCCAGUUGAACAGAAUUCGCUGAUCGCCAUAAAUCAACGAAAACCCUACACCGGUCGACAAAGCAUACCGUGUUACGGGUUCCAAGGCAGUCCGCUCCAUCUUAUCCCAGCCGGCAGCCAUAGUGAUAUUGCAUAUUACUGGACCGGAAACGUAGACUACGCAGUAGGCGAUGAAGAGAUCGAUCACAUUUAUGACGUGGGAAGUGGUAUUCCCAAUAUUAUCCAGAGAGACGAUGACUUUGUCGUUCUUAUGAAUUGGGGUGGAUGGACUGUAUGGUGUUUUGACAAGGGGAGGGGUGCAGCUGCCCGGAGUGACCUUGUUGAGAUUGCAACCACCACCUCUCCUAGUACUUCGUAUAGGAGAUAAGCUCAGCAGUUUAUACGCCCAUCUACGAUCUCCAGGCGGCGUGCUCGAGUCAACCUCGGAAAGCUCCGACACGCAGGUGCGAACGGAUCGAUCGCGGCC
Messenger RNA from Hyaloscypha bicolor E, 2002 nucleotides. RefSeq lists its product as uncharacterized. The transcript has 4 exons. Gene Ontology annotation, molecular function: protein binding. NCBI's taxonomy places the organism in Eukaryota, Fungi, Ascomycota, Leotiomycetes, Helotiales, Hyaloscyphaceae. The record is from RefSeq and is a predicted model, not a curated record. Bases 188 to 1903 code for a protein of 571 amino acids.